CGGACUCGAGGGCACUACGGCUUCCGGUGUCAUGGCGGCUUGAAGUCCCAGGAGUCGGUGAGGCGGCUGCAGGUCCUCCCCUGCGGAGCCGCUGGUCCGGCUAGCGGGGAUGUGACCGCGGGCUCUGCCGGCCUGCCUCAGGCGUCGCGUCAGCUCCCGUGUACGUGCCCUCAGCCGACACCGAUGGCGGGAUCCGGCUGUGCCUGGGGCGCGGAGCCGCCGCGUUUUCUGGAAGCCUUUGGGCGGCUGUGGCAGGUACAGAGCCGUCUGGGUAGCGGCUCCUCUGCCUCGGUGUAUCGGGUGCGCUGCUGCGGCAACCCUGGCUCGCCCCCCGGCGCCCUCAAGCAGUUCUUGCCGCCAGGAACCACCGGGGCUGCGGCCUCGGCCGCCGAGUAUGGUUUCCGCAAAGAGAGAGCGGCGUUGGAGCAGUUGCAGGGUCACAGGAACAUCGUGACUUUGUAUGGAGUGUUUACAAUCCACUUUUCUCCAAAUGUGCCAUCACGCUGUCUGUUGCUUGAACUCCUGGAUGUCAGUGUUUCGGAAUUGCUCUUAUAUUCCAGUCACCAGGGUUGUUCCAUGUGGAUGAUACAGCAUUGUGCCCGAGAUGUUUUGGAGGCCCUUGCUUUUCUUCAUCAUGAGGGCUAUGUCCAUGCGGACCUCAAACCACGUAACAUAUUGUGGAGUGCAGAGAAUGAAUGUUUUAAACUCAUUGACUUUGGACUUAGCUUCAAAGAAGGCAAUCAGGAUGUAAAGUAUAUUCAGACAGACGGGUAUCGGGCUCCAGAAGCAGAACUGCAGAAUUGCUUGGCCCAGGCUGGCCUGCAGAGCGAUACAGAAUGUACCUCAGCUGUUGAUCUGUGGAGCCUAGGAAUCAUUUUACUGGAAAUGUUCUCAGGAAUGAAACUGAAACAUACAGUCAGAUCUCAGGAAUGGAAGGCAAACAGUUCUGCUAUUAUUGAUCACAUAUUUGCCAGUAAAGCAGUGGUGAAUGCCGCAAUUCCAGCCUAUCACCUAAGAGACCUUAUCAAAAGCAUGCUUCAUGAUGAUCCGAGCAGAAGAAUUCCUGCUGAAAUGGCAUUGUGUAGCCCAUUCUUUAGCAUUCCUUUUGCCCCUCAUAUUGAAGAUCUGGUCAUGCUUCCCACUCCAGUGCUAAGAUUGCUGAAUGUGCUGGAUGAUGAUUAUCUUGAGAAUGAAGAGGAAUAUGAAGAUGUUGUAGAAGAUGUAAAAGAGGAGUGUCAAAAAUAUGGACCAGUGGUAUCUCUGCUUGUUCCAAAGGAAAAUCCUGGCAGAGGACAAGUCUUUGUCGAGUAUGCAAAUGCUGGUGAUUCCAAAGCUGCUCAGAAAUUACUAACUGGAAGGAUGUUUGAUGGGAAGUUUGUUGUGGCUACAUUCUACCCGCUGAGUGCCUAUAAGAGGGGAUAUCUGUAUCAAACCUUGCUUUAAUCAGUAACCUAAGAACUAUUUCCUUUUUCUCCUCUUCCAUUUCUUGGGUUAUUGUAUUCCACACCUGAAUGCAGGAGCACCCCCUUACCAUUUUAGGAAGGUACUUUGUACAUUUAUUUAAUCCUACUAAUGUGUAGCCAUUGCCCAAGCAGUGACUGCAUUGCAUACAUUUGGCACUGAGUAGGACAAGACCUCUCAGCUAUACAUUGAGGGGUUUUAGAGCAUCCAUGUGGGCAACCUAUUUUUGUGCAGGAGAGCAGGUGCUGCUCUUCCGUAUGUAACCUAAAAACAUAUUAAUUAUUUUGUGUGAUCAUGAAGCAAGAAUGAAUAAUAUCAUGUCUUGGUAAAUACUAACAAAUUUGUUAGGUUUGGUGACAUCAUUUACAGAUUCUUUCUUUAUGUUGUCCAGUGGUUCUUCCUUAUUGUUGAUAUCCAUAAGCUGGCACUGGAUGCUCUCAGUAAUGUUAAGUAAUUGUCAAGCAGCAGUUACCUACUGUGUUCUUAACACUGAGUUGUGAAUUUUUUCUUAAAGGAGUACUGUAGUACUGAAUAUUCCUUUAAAGGAACUGCAGUGAGCCUAUCCAAGAUUUUUAAAAUUAAGGCUUUUAAAAUAGAAAGCUGAUGCUUGAUCUUGCACAAUUUUUAUGUCUAGUAUGUAUGCUUGAGUGAGUGUGCAGGUAUGAACGAUUAGAGAAAAUUUGAGUCACUGUACUUUAUAGUGUGAAUCCUGUGAGCUAAUACAGUCUAAACUCAUUUCUUCCCUACCUAUUUCACAUCGAUAAGAUUUAGGAUAUGCGUUUUUUGAGAGGUGGUCUCUCUGAUACAAUGUAAAUGACAAAACAAAUAAUUCCUGAGAGGCUCAGAACAAACUGGAGUCUACCCUGGAGUUACAUUGAGACUUCUAAAAUGAUUAGAACAAAGACUAAGUUUUGCCACAUGUAAAUCAACCCCUCUUUCAGUCUAAUUUAGACUCUGUAUUAGCUCAUCUUUUUUGUACUAAAUCUAUAGUUUUAAGAUUUCUCAAGAUGUGGCUCUGCCUACUAUGAUGGAAAAUUGAAGUGGGUGAAAAGAAUUAGACAUACAAUAAAGGGAAAAGAAAAAAAUGGGUGAAGAGAGGAUAGAAAAUAAAGAAUUCUUUUUUCUUCCUUUCUGUUUCUUGUAUCCCUGCUCCCUUUUUCCUCCCCUUCUCUCAUUCUCUGCCUCUAUCCUUACCUGAAGAUAGAGGAGCAGCAUCCCAGGUAGUUUGGCUUUUGACUGCAAGGAAGUUAAGAAAGGAGUAGAUAUAAUGAGAUAGAAGUAGAAAGGAAGAAAAACUCAAAGAAUUCUUAAGGAAUUCUUAAAAGGAUUCGUAGCAACCUGAUGUUUCCCUUAGUAGAGAAUGCUGGUAUGUGUGAGUUCAUGGACACAAGUUGAUGACACGGCUUUUAGAAUUAUAAUUAUGGAUUCCUCUUACAUAAUGGUAGGUUGUCUUUAAAGAUAUAAAAAUUAGGACACCUUUAUGAAGCACUGAUAAUACCAAAAAAAAAA
This is a messenger RNA of Sapajus apella (tufted capuchin), 2970 nucleotides long. It is a transcript of the gene UHMK1, whose product is annotated as U2AF homology motif kinase 1. Gene Ontology annotation, molecular function: ATP binding; protein serine/threonine kinase activity; ribonucleoprotein complex binding. NCBI's taxonomy places the organism in Eukaryota, Metazoa, Chordata, Mammalia, Primates, Cebidae. Gene Ontology annotation, biological process: positive regulation of translational initiation; regulation of protein export from nucleus; peptidyl-serine phosphorylation. Gene Ontology annotation, cellular component: neuronal ribonucleoprotein granule; nucleus. The record is from RefSeq and is a predicted model, not a curated record.